Molecule: messenger RNA, 1698 nt
Organism: Anoplophora glabripennis (Asian longhorned beetle)
Lineage: Eukaryota; Metazoa; Arthropoda; Insecta; Coleoptera; Cerambycidae
Product: sodium channel protein Nach-like
Exons: 9
Coding region: 1-1698 (565 amino acids)
Biological process (GO): sodium ion transmembrane transport
Cellular component (GO): membrane
Molecular function (GO): ligand-gated sodium channel activity
Source: RefSeq, a predicted model, not a curated record
AUGAAAUCAAAAACAAUCACAACCGACGUAAAUGUUCCGAAAAAUGCCUCAGAAGACCGGAAGUUUUGGUCUGACCUAAUUUUAGAGGAAGCCAAGCAGUUUUGUUUGAAUACCGCUUUGCACGGAUACAGAUUUAUCGUGUUGCCUAAGAGAAUCCUUUUGGAAAGGGUCAUUUGGGCGGUCAUAUGUCUGGCGUCCCUGAUUUCUGCUUUGACCCUCCUCUGCAUAGCUUGGUUCAGCUUCCAAGAACACCCCACUGUGUCCGUGACGGAUUCGACCCACAACCCCAUCUGGAACUAUGAUUUCCCGGCGGUAACAGUUUGUAAUUUAAAUAAAAUAUCCAGAAAGAAGGCAUUUCAGCUGGCCAGAAAUUUGAGCGUUACAAACGGCAAAAAUCCAGAAGAACUAGCAUGGAACAUCCGCGUCCUUUUCCAACUGAUUAACAACGACAAUCCCGAUAUCCCCGCGGAGAACUACACGAUUCUCAGCAGGCUGCUAAAAGACAGCCACGUCGAUGUCGACGAGGCGCUACGUGUGCUUGCGCCGACAUGCAAGGAAAUGCUACUGCGCUGCCAGUGGAAGGGAGAGGAAAGGAGAUGCGAGAGCAUCUUUGAGCAGAUCAGGACGUCGGAAGGAUUUUGUUGUUCUUUUAAUUACUUCGCCCUGAAGAAUCACUCGUUCACGGGGAUAUUUGCAAGUAAGGCCCCCAAGGCACCCAGGAGGGUGUCAGCUUGCGGAUAUCAAACUGGACUAGAGAUAGUGGUAAAUAAUGAUCCGGAAGAUUAUUUCGCCACGCACAUACCUUCAAUUGGUUACAGGAUUUUCAUCGACAAUCCUUAUUACUAUCCCAACGACUACUUGCAGAACGUGCUAAUCAGCAUGAGGAGCACAAAUCUGAUCGGAGUAGACCCACAAUUCACGUACUCGACAGAAUCCUUAAGGUACUUGCCGACGUCCGUACGACAUUGUAUCUUUCCCGAGGAAAGAGCACUUCUUACCUACGAGUACAACUACCACAACUGCGUGGAGGAGUGCAAAAUGAACAUGACCAUCAAGUACUGCGGAUGCGUACCUUUUAAGUAUCUACACCUGAAAGGGGAUAAUCAGGUGGUAUGCUCACUCGAAGACAUAUCAUGUUUGGCAGAGUAUCGACCUUCAAUCGAGAUUUCUACGCAGAGCCACAACUUUUCUACGACGGACGCGCAAGGCGGUUACGUGUGGGAUAGAACCAAGUGCUCUUGCUUGCCCGACUGCGCAAUUACAGACUACACGACUGAGAAAUCAUCAGGGGUAUUGAGACGGCUAAAUUCCAUCAACGACCUCACGCUUUUCGGCGGUUAUCAGAUCGCGAACCAGAGCGUGGUGAGGGUGUUCUUUAACGAUUUAGUCGCCAAAAAAAUUAGAUGGGACGUCGUGUUCAACUGGCAUACCUUGUUGGCAUACUAUGGGGGGUUACUGGGAUUGUUCGUCGGGUUUAGCUUCGUAUCUGGAUUAGAAAUAAUCUACUUCUUCACGGUAAGACUGUUCACAGAUGCCACCAAGAAAAUAAAGACUCAAACAAAACCGAAGAAGCGAGGACGCAGGUCAAAAAUAAUAGUACAUCCAGUGACGUACCAAAACUUAGAUCCCACAAGAUUGAUAAUUCCAAGCGAUAUUGAAAUCCAAAGGUACAAGACGAAUGCUUACUUUUUCAACUAG